This is a messenger RNA of Cokeromyces recurvatus, 1836 nucleotides long. RefSeq lists its product as uncharacterized. NCBI's taxonomy places the organism in Eukaryota, Fungi, Mucoromycota, Mucoromycetes, Mucorales, Mucoraceae. Bases 1 to 1836 code for a protein of 611 amino acids. The transcript has 9 exons. The record is from RefSeq and is a predicted model, not a curated record. Gene Ontology annotation, molecular function: protein binding.
AUGAAGCUCGCCAGUUGUCUUUCAGGGCCACUUUUAACGGUUUUUACGAUAUUCAAUAUAGUAGUGUAUGCGCAACAACCUGUAACACCACGUUCAAAUACUAAAUGUGGAUUAUUAUUAAAUAAAAUAUAUUGCUUUGGUGGGAACUUGUAUAAGACAAGUACAGAAAAUGCCCCUGAUAAUGUGAUUAAUGUACUAGACUUAACCACAACAACAACAUCAAGUAAUGAAGAUACGCCUAGUAUGACAACUGAACAGCUACAAGCAUGGUGGAAACCAGUGAGUGCAGAUACAAAUGGAGUUGAUAUCCAUGUCAGAACGAUUCCUCAAGUCAUUGCCUUACUUGACGGUUAUAGAAUGUUGAUUAAUGGUGGUUUCAAACCAAACUCACCUUCUCGUCUUGCAAACCAUAAUAUUGUAUAUGAUGCCAAAGAUAACAAGUGGUUAGCUUAUGAAGAUUAUAAUGAGCCACCUUAUGGUAAAAGACAAAUAUAUUAUGGCACAGUUGUUAAUGUUCCAGGUAAAGGUGCAGCAUUUUAUGGAGGCUUUGAAGUAUAUAUAAAUCAGUCAUGGACUACACCUAGCCUUAAUAGCUCUAUUUUUAAUUUUGGAAGUGAUCUAUCUAGAGCUAUCGGAUAUACUCAAAUUGCCUACUUUAACAUAGAUGCCAAUCCCGCAAAAUGGAUCAUGCCAACACCUGUACCUACUACCUAUGCUCCUACAUUUUUUGCUCGACAAGAAGCUAUAUUUGAUCCUGUCACUCAACUUAUUAUAUAUAUGGGAGGUGAAACUCGAAGCAACGACAUGGCUUCACCUUCCAUAAAUGGUGUAAAAGGAUCAUUUAUGAAUGUAACUGCAUUCAAUACAGUGACGAAUGAAUGGUCUGAAAUUCAACUGAAUGGGAAUGGACCAGCAGUUGGUAGAUUUUUCUUUAGUCUUACACUAACACCUACUACUAAUAGAGAUGUUAUUCUAUAUGGUGGUGAAUAUGAUGGAGUUGCUUCUAAUGAUUACUGCUAUGUUCUCAACCUGGAUACUAAAAAUUGGACACGACAAACAAUAGCUGCUCCGGCUGGAACAACAUUAGCUAGAUCACAACAUUCCUCUGUUAUAGUUAAGAAUGAUACGCUUUUCGUGAUGUGGGGUGUAGAUGGAAAUAAAGCUGGUACUAGUAGUAUUCUGUUAUUAAAUAUUUCCAACCCACAUUCAAUCACCUAUAUGGAUAAAUUUAAUCUUAUUCAGCUAAAUGAUAAUAACAAUAGCAAUAGCAGUAGCAGCAAUGACAAUAACCAAAAUAAUACCACUACUAUCACUACAGAUGAUGAUGGUGUUAAAGAUAACUCACUAAGUACAGGAGCAACAGUUGGUAUAGCUGUCGCCUGUGUUGCUGUGGCUAUAAUCGCUGCUGCAGUAAUUGUAUUUUAUGUACGUAAAAAGAAGAAGACGACUACCAAUAAUAAUAAAAAUCAAUACUACGAUGAGAAUGAUAGCCAUGACAUUAAUAAUGAUAAUAAUAAUAAUAAUAAUAUAAUGGAUGAAGUGGAUUGGGACAAGAUAGAAGAGAAUUAUUUAGAGAUGCCUGCAUUACCUCAAACAAAUAACAAUCAUUACCAGGCAUCUAUUCAUAGUAAUCAUCAUACACCUAUCUCGGCAGUGCCUUAUAGUGAAAAUGAAUCUACUACAGUUGUAAGCCAUCAUAGUCACGACAACUACCAGUAUAAGAAUAAUAAUGAUAAUAACAAUACGCCUUCAGUAGUACAACCUGAUGGAGUAAAUAUCUAUCAACGACCUAAUGAAUAUAGUCAAGUAUUAAAACCAGAUGGGGGGUGGCAGUAG